AUGAAGAAAGCUCUUAAUUUAGCUCUUGAUUUGGGAUGUGAAAAUGAAAUUAUUGAUAUGAUUAAUAAGUUUAUUAAUUGCAAGAAAAAUAUUAUUAAAGAUGCAAACAACGAUGAAAACAAUGAAGAAAAUCUACAGAUUUUAGAUCCUAUAUCAGCCUCAGAGACAAAUUCACGUCAUGUUAGUACAAAAAAUAGUGCAAUAAAUCCAUCUGAUCCUAACUUGUAUGUACGUGAAGUGCAACAACAUCCUCAGCAAGCGUCUUCAUCAAGAACGCCUUUUAAUGUACUUGAUACCAAUACUAGUAGUGAUUUUAAUACACAAAGACAAGAAAGGAGCGAAAAUACAUCAAAUUGGAAAACCUAUAUAUGUAAAGUUUGUGGUGAACCAGGUCACAAUGCUAGGACAUGUAAUAAACAAAAUCAAUGA
Rhizophagus irregularis DAOM 181602=DAOM 197198 is the source of this 429-nucleotide messenger RNA. Lineage: Eukaryota; Fungi; Glomeromycota; Glomeromycetes; Glomerales; Glomeraceae. The record is from RefSeq and is a predicted model, not a curated record.